Messenger RNA from Monodelphis domestica (gray short-tailed opossum), 2081 nucleotides. The record is from RefSeq and is a predicted model, not a curated record. NCBI's taxonomy places the organism in Eukaryota, Metazoa, Chordata, Mammalia, Didelphimorphia, Didelphidae.
UCAGAGCGCUAAGCUCCUCGGACUUCACGGCUCCCCUGCUCAGGGCCCCCCACUACUGAGGAUCGAACCUCACCUGCAGGGGGCAGGGCGGCCCCUCCCCUCCCUAAUCCUGGCCUCGGCCCCGCCUCCUCCCCGAGCCGCCCCCGAGUCCUCAGGGAGGCUCCCGGGAGAAGGCAGGGGAGGCGGCGGUGGCAGCGGCAGCGGCAGCGGCAGCAGAGCGAGCCCCAGUCCGAGCCCCAGCCCGAAUCCGAGCCACAGGGAUAGCGACAGCGUGGAUUGGAGCCGGAGUGGGGGCCGGAACCCUGGGGGUUGCAGACUGCGCACAGAUAAGGAAACUGAGGACCAUAAAGAACCUUACCCAAGGUUAUGUGGUACAGCCAUGUCACUGCCUGUGGAUCCUUUGGGGACAGCACAGCUGAGUCCCGAGGAGCUGGUGAGCCAGACACGGCAAGUGGUCCAAGGACUGGAAGCCUUGAGGGCUGAGCACCGUGGCUUGGCCGGACAACUCCAGGAAGCCUUGGCUGAGGCUGGGGGCAGGCCAGGAGCAGAGACCUUCCCAGGUCUGGACGUGCUAGAGGAGAAGCACCAUGCUCUGAGCCAGUCUCUGGAGGCCAUUGAGCUAGGACUGGGAGAGGCCCAGGUGCUGCUAGCGCUGUCCACACACGUGGGGGCUCUGGAGGCGGAGAAGCAGCGGCUGCGGGCCCAAGCGCGGCGCCUGGCCCAGGAGAACUCGUGGCUGCAGGAAGAGUUGGAGGAGACCAGGCGGAGGCUGCAGGCCAGCGAGGAGACGGUGGCCCAGCUCGAGGAGGAGAAGAGCCACCUGGAGUUCUUGGGCCAGCUGCGGCGCUAUGACCCCUCGGACGAUGAGGCCCACCCCGGCGAGGCCAAGGAAGAGCCAGAGACCCAGCAGCGCCGAGACAGCCUCACCUCCCUGUUCUCCAACGAGGAGAAGAAAAGCACCGAGGCAUUCGGCACGGCGGCUGCCCAGCAAGGGGGCUACGAGAUCCCGGCCCGCCUGAGGACGCUGCACAACCUGGUCAUCCAGUACGCGGGCCAGGGCCGCUACGAGGUGGCCGUGCCCUUGUGCCGCCAGGCCUUGGCCGACCUGGAGCACACCUCGGGCCACUGCCACCCCGACGUGGCCACCAUGCUGAACAUCCUGGCCCUGGUGUACCGGGACCAGAACAAGUACAAAGAGGCCACCGAACUUCUCCAGGAUGCCCUGCAGAUCCGGGAACAGACCCUGGGGCCCGAGCACCCGGCAGUAGCGGCCACCCUGAACAACCUGGCGGUGCUGUAUGGGAAGCGGGGCCGCUACCGGGAGGCAGAGCCCCUCUGCCAGAGGGCCCUGGAGAUCCGCGAGAAGGUCUUGGGAGCCGACCACCCGGAUGUGGCCAAGCAGCUGAACAACUUGGCCUUGCUGUGUCAGAACCAGGGCAAGUUUGAGGAGGUGGAGAAGCACUACGGCCGGGCGCUGGCCAUCUACGAGGCCCUGGGCGGCCCCGACGACCCCAACGUGGCCAAGACCAAGAACAACCUGGCCUCGGCUUACCUGAAGCAGAACAAGUACCAGCAGGCCGAAGAAUUGUACAAGGAGAUUCUCAGCGGGCAGGAUCUCCCGGCCCCCCUGGAGCACCCCGGCAUUUCAGCCUCAGGAGACAAGGAGCACCAGGCCCUCCAGCGGAGCACCUCCUUUUCCAAGUUCCGGGAAACCCUCCGCCGAGGAAGCGAGAAGCUGGUGUCUCGCCUGAAGGGCGAGGGAUCGUCUGGGAUGAAGCGGGCCAUAUCUCUGAGCGUGCUCAAUACCGAGGUCUCCAAGGCCAGCAGGUUCCAGCUCCCGGGUAGCCAGCUGGGCCAGAUGAGAGCCCUGAGCACCAGCACGCAGGACCUGGGCUUCUCGCAGAACCAGCACUAGCACCGGCCGGCCCACAGAAGCUCCUCGGGACGUGCUGGGGGGGCGUCAUGGGCCCUUCUUCACCCCCCGCCCCGUCCCUCCUCUGGCUGUAUUUAUUGUAUUUAUACCCAAUGAGGUGUCCCCCCCAGGCUGAAGCAUUGGAGAUAAACCAGCCAACCCCCCCCCA